Messenger RNA from Tarenaya hassleriana, 681 nucleotides. RefSeq lists its product as uncharacterized. The coding region runs from base 1 to 681 and encodes 226 amino acids. The record is from RefSeq and is a predicted model, not a curated record. Lineage: Eukaryota; Viridiplantae; Streptophyta; Magnoliopsida; Brassicales; Cleomaceae. Gene Ontology annotation, cellular component: cytoplasm. The transcript has 4 exons. Gene Ontology annotation, biological process: rRNA base methylation. Gene Ontology annotation, molecular function: rRNA (uridine-N3-)-methyltransferase activity.
AUGGGAGAGGGAACGGAGAAAUGGAUAGAGCACUACAGUAGCAAGCAGAAGAUACUGCUUGUCGGAGAAGGGAACUUCUCCUUCUCCCUGUCUCUGGCCAGAGCCUUUGGCUCUGCUGCCAAUGUCACGGCCACCUCCCUCGACAGUCGUGGGAAAUUAGAGCGAGACUACGGUACUGAAGCAUUGACGAACAUAGAAGAGUUGAAGGGCCUAGGCUGUACGGUCAUGCAUGGUGUUAACGUGCGUAUCAUGAGCCGACAUGUCAAUCUGUGUUCAAAACGCUUCGACAGAAUCAUCUUUAACUUUCCCCAUGCAGGGUUUGACAUCAUUGGUAAAGAAUAUGAUAGUUCUACUAUUAAGAAACACCAGGGUUUGGUGAGAGGGUUCCUUGAGAACGCGAGGAGGAUGAUUGACGUGGACGGAGAAGUUCACAUAACUCACAAGACGACAGAUCCGUUUAGCAGGUGGGAUAUAGAGGAUUUGGCUGAAGAAGAGAGUCUCUGUCUUGUUAAGAAGGUUCCGUUUUACAAAUGGGACUACCCGGGUUACGUUAACAAGAGAGGUAGUGGUAGCAAGUGUAACUCCACUUUUCUUUUAAUCUUAGCGAUUAACGAUUAUAAUAAUUCCCUACGUACUUUUAUAUUAUAUAUAUUAUACCCGAUAUCUGAAUUUAAUAUAUGA